CCCGUGCCCGGCCGCCGUCGCCACCGCCGCCCCGGCCGACCGAGGGACCCGCCCGCCCGCGGCUAGUCCGGGGAAGCUCCCUGGAGUGGUCUUCACUGAUCUUUCUCAUGCCGUUGGGAAGCCUAGAAGAACUACUGGGACAGACAAGAGAAUAGACAUUUGUGGAGACAGCUUGUGUGUGCCUGAGAUGACCUAGAGGAUCAAGUCAUAAUGGGAGCAUUUUUAGACAAGCCAAAGAUGGAAAAGCAUAAUGCCCAGGGGCAGGGGAAUGGGCUGCGAUACGGCCUAAGCAGCAUGCAAGGCUGGCGAGUUGAAAUGGAGGAUGCACAUACGGCUGUGAUUGGUUUGCCAAGCGGACUUGAGACAUGGUCAUUCUUUGCUGUAUAUGAUGGGCAUGCUGGUUCUCAGGUUGCCAAAUACUGCUGUGAGCACUUGUUAGAUCACAUCACCAAUAACCAGGAUUUUAAAGGGUCUGCAGGAGCACCUUCUGUGGAAAACGUAAAGAACGGAAUCAGAACAGGUUUCCUGGAGAUCGAUGAACACAUGAGAGUUAUGUCAGAGAAGAAACAUGGUGCAGACAGAAGUGGGUCAACAGCUGUGGGUGUCUUAAUUUCUCCGCAACAUACUUAUUUCAUUAACUGUGGAGACUCGAGAGGUUUACUUUGUAGGAAUAGAAAAGUUCACUUCUUCACACAAGACCAUAAACCAAGUAAUCCGCUGGAAAAAGAACGAAUUCAGAAUGCAGGGGGCUCGGUGAUGAUUCAGCGUGUCAAUGGCUCUCUGGCUGUAUCGAGGGCCCUUGGGGAUUUUGAUUACAAAUGUGUCCAUGGAAAAGGUCCCACAGAGCAGCUUGUCUCACCAGAGCCCGAAGUCCAUGACAUUGAAAGGUCUGAAGAGGAUGACCAGUUCAUCAUUCUUGCAUGUGAUGGGAUCUGGGAUGUCAUGGGAAACGAAGAGCUCUGUGACUUUGUGAGAUCCAGACUUGAAGUCACUGAUGACCUUGAGAAAGUUUGCAAUGAAGUAGUCGACACCUGUUUGUAUAAGGGAAGUCGAGACAACAUGAGUGUGAUUUUGAUCUGUUUUCCCAAUGCACCUAAAGUCUCAGCAGAAGCGGUGAAGAAGGAGGCAGAGCUGGACAAGUACCUGGAGAGCAGAGUAGAAGAAAUCCUAAAGAAGCAGGGGGAAGGCGUUCCUGACUUAGUCCACGUGAUGCGCACGCUAGCCAGUGAGAACAUCCCCAGCCUACCUCCCGGGGGCGAGCUGGCAAGCAAGCGGAAUGUAAUUGAAGCCGUUUACAAUAGACUGAACCCUUACAAAAAUGACGACACUGAUUCUGCAUCGACUGAUGAUAUGUGGUAAAGCUGCUAAUCCAGCCACGGGUUCACCUUCACCUCCAAAGGAGAAGCCAGCUCGCCCUUGCCGAGCCUUUACCAUCCACCAUCGACUAAGGAAGGGGUCUGAUGUGGGCGAGGACUGCAGCCUCAGCGAUGGAACAGCUAGCCCAGAAUGGAUUUUUCUUUUUUUAUUGUAAAUUUGAGACUUAUGUAAGCGUGAUUUCAAACCGUAAUUCAUGUUGUAAAUCAGACUCCAGCAAUUUUUGUUGUAUGAUUUUGGUUUUUGUAAAGUGUAAUUGUCCUUGUACAAAGUGCUCAUAUUUAAUUAUGAACUGCUUUAAAAUCACUAUCAAUGAUAAAGGCGAUUUGGCUUGUUGUGUGACACAACAGAAAUACUCAUGCCGUGUUUGGACUUGGUUGCGAUAGGGAAAGCAGCAGCCACACAGCUGGAUGCUCCUGUGCACGUGAUUAUGAAGAUUCCAAAAGCUUGCACAGUUGUCCACCCCUGCAGGGUCUACGGAAACUGUCUCUGUGUUCUGUCAAGGACUGGCUCGUUGACACAGCCAUCCCUCUCACCUGUCUCUAGGAUGUCCGCGCCUCGUAGCCAAGAGUAUUACAGCUGAUCCUGUAUAUUCAUGAGAGUAUCUAUCCAUUUUGGGCUAACAUGCCUUGAUUCUCUUGCACCUCCUUAUGAGUUCUUACAUUUAAUUACUAAGUGGUAAGCAGCAUCUUCCUACACAGUAGAAGACUGCCACAUUUUUCCUAUCAUGAUUGGCUGGGCUUGCUGCUGUUCCUAGUAAGAUAUUCCGAAUUCCCAUUUUAUCAAUAAAGCUUGGUUUAACAAACAAGAAA
Apodemus sylvaticus (European woodmouse) is the source of this 2186-nucleotide messenger RNA. RefSeq names its product protein phosphatase, Mg2+/Mn2+ dependent 1A (gene Ppm1a). The record is from RefSeq and is a predicted model, not a curated record. The coding region runs from base 211 to 1359 and encodes 382 amino acids. Gene Ontology annotation, biological process: positive regulation of canonical Wnt signaling pathway; protein dephosphorylation; positive regulation of canonical NF-kappaB signal transduction. Gene Ontology annotation, cellular component: nucleus; cytosol. Lineage: Eukaryota; Metazoa; Chordata; Mammalia; Rodentia; Muridae. The transcript is spliced from 7 exons. Gene Ontology annotation, molecular function: protein serine/threonine phosphatase activity; manganese ion binding; magnesium ion binding.